Molecule: messenger RNA, 4837 nt
Organism: Cryptomeria japonica (Japanese cedar)
Lineage: Eukaryota; Viridiplantae; Streptophyta; Pinopsida; Cupressales; Cupressaceae
Product: U-box domain-containing protein 44
Exons: 4
Coding region: 841-3846 (1001 amino acids)
Biological process (GO): protein ubiquitination
Molecular function (GO): ubiquitin-protein transferase activity; protein binding
Source: RefSeq, a predicted model, not a curated record
GACGCGGUUUUAUUUAGACAGACAAAAUAUAAAUAUUUUAAUUGAGGAGGUCAGUAGAUAAUAUCGUCAAAUUCCACGAAAAAUUCCACGAAAUUUAGCUUUUGGGUCAGUGUGUAAAUUUAACUACCGCGAAAAUGUCAUAGCUAAAAGUGCAUAAGAAAUUGCGCGCUUGCUUCUGAGAAGUAAACGCUCGUUUUCUUCCUCAGCCCUGCUGUGGAGGAGAUUGACGUAAUCGCCCACAUAAUAUCGGCUGCAAAUUCAUAGGUAAGCAAGCACUUAGUAGCUGAUUAUGAUAAAAGAUUAAAAUUCAUUUGUUUUCAUGCGAAGAAGCUUUUUUCUUCGUUUGGUUUGAGAGAUUUAAACAGUGAGAAUCUGGAACUAAUUGGAAGUUUACUACCUAGGGUUUCGCAGUCUAGGUUUUGUUUAAGACCAGAUUUACAGAAGUCUUAGAAUAAAAACCAGAAAAAAAACCAGCCUUUGGGUUUUCUGUAUGAUAGAAGAAGUUAAAAAAUCAGCAGAUGGUGUUUUCUAGGGCUUUGCUGUCGUGGGUUUGUUCGCUCUUGACAGAAAACAAGUAAAAGGUAGCAAUUAAGGCUUUAUGGGAGUUAUUUUCUUUUUUUGUUGAGAAAUGGGGUUUUGCUGCCACGAACAUUUGGAAAUUACCUAGAGUUUAGAGUUUUGCAGUCUAAGGUUUGUUGAUGGGACUAAGUGACGAAGCUUUAAAUGUUAGGAAUUGGGGCUUUAUAGAAAAUCCUUUUUUUACUUGUUUCAAAUUGGGGGUUUUAACGGCGGAAAUCUGGAAUUUCUAAGGAAUCUCUAGGGUUUCAGCAAUUUGCAGAGAUGACUAUUGGCUUAGUGGAAUUUGUGCCUGUGGGGUUAUUGGUAAACCUAGUCACCGAUCGGCUGACUAAAACAGCAAUUGCUGCACGGGAUAUCCUGAACGAGAAGAGUUUCGUUGUGCUGGCAAACUUUUUAUUAUCUAUACAAUCUAUUCUUCGUAAAUUGGAGACCCAGACAGUAGACGAGAAUUCAUGUGUAGUCAGGGGAUUGAAUAGUUUAAAACAUGAAGUGAACAAGGCUGAGACUCUGGUGAAAAAGUACAAAGAAAGGUCUCGGAUAUCAAAUGUCUUGCAUUGCCGGAGAAUUUGCGAGGAGGUUCAGCAAUCCAUCAGGGAUAUUGGGAAUACCCUCAAUAUGUUUGACCUCUAUACUGUUCAAAUCAAUGAAGAAAUCAAGUAUCAGCUAACUUUAUUGGAGAGUCAGAUGGUUCAUGCCGAGGUCAGGGCUUCUGAGGACAUGCUGAGGGUUCUAGAAACAGUGACGAUAGAAAGUGAAAGAGGUAGGGCUGAUCGGGCCGUUGCUGUAGAGCUUCUUGAAAGGAUUGCCUUUUCACAGGGUGUUGGGCAAAGCCCCAGCUAUAUAUCAACUGAACUUUAUAAGUUUAAGAGGGAUAUUGAGGAAGCUGAACGGGAAAAGGAGCUCCAGGAUGUCCAGUAUAUGCAGCAGGUCAUGGCUCUUCUUUCUCAAGCGGAUGCUGAGAUGGCAUUGGAAACCUCCCGCAAGCGUUUCCUGGAAUUGAGGAGAGCAGUUAGCAGAUCUCGGGAGAAUUUCAUUACUCAUGAGCCAUAUUCAUAUUUUAAGUGUCCUCUCACAGGGAAAGUGAUGAAUGAUCCGGUUAUGAUCUCAAGUAAUAAUACGUUUGAGAGAGAAGCAAUUGAGCGUGAAUUUGCAAGAGGUGAGCCAAAGGAUCCCAUUACUGGCAUGGUUCUCCAGAAUUCCAUUCUUAUACCGAAUCAGGCCUUGUAUUGCACUAUAAAUCUCUGGAGGCAGCAGAACUAUGUGGCAAGGAUUUUGAAGGCAAAGAUAAAGUUGGAGACAAAAUCAUGUGCUGAGCAAAAAAGAGCGCUUGUUGAUCUGUCAGAACUCUGCAAAGAGGGUACCAAUGAUAAAAACUGGAUUAUCUUUGAAUCUUUACUUCCGUUAAUAGUGGGAGCUUUGAAGCCUAAUGACAAUGAAUUGAGGGCACUUUGUUUUUCAGUUUUAAUUGCAGUUGUGCAAGACAAUAAUCAUGGGAAGGAAAAACUAGUUGAAGCCAAUGGGCUUAGUCAGAUCAUUAAAUGUCUAUUCCAUGACUUGAUCCCUGACCUCACAAGGGUUGCUAUAAACCUCUUGUCAGAGUUGACAAAAGAUAAGAAUAUACUGGAGCAGCUGGGCCAACAACGUGGUGCUAUUUUGACUCUUGUUACAAUUUUAAUUAGGGGCAAUCAUCCAGAGUUGACGAUGGAUAUUGAGACUAUUCUCAAUGAGCUCUCUUAUGAUGGAAACUCUUAUAAUGCAGGAAACAUUAGAUCAAUGGUUCAGUUUAAUUGGUGCAAAUCCUUUGCUCACUGCCUUUGCACAGGUACAGAGGAAUGCAAAUUGGCAAUGGUCAAAAUGCUUGCACAGUUGCAGCUUGAUGACAAUAGAAGAGAAGCCUUGAUUCAACAAAACGUAAUUGAUGCUUUGGUUGGUAUGCUAAAGUCUGGAAAGUUUAGUUUGGAGCUUGCAGCUCUUGAGGCUUUACACAGGUUCUCUUUGCAUGCAAAUUCUAAAAAAUGUUUUGCAGAAGCAGGAGGGGUUCCUUUGCUACUUCGCUUCUUAGAGAAGCCUCAUUUGAAUAUGAAAGUCAAAGCUACAGCUAUUUUAGCAGAUAUAACUAUGCUGCAUGGGACAUCUUUUCUUCUCUGUGAUGAAAAGACACCAAUGGAAGCAUGCAAGCUUGUUGAAGUCAUUAUGGGAAUUUUAACUUUCUGUGAAUUACCAAUUGCAGAAAAUGCAAUGAAGGUGCUGUUAUCUUUGACUGAAGCUUCAGAUGCUAGUGAUCUCACAGGAUUGAUUCUGGACAAUGAUAAUAACCUUCAAACUAUUCGGGGUUUUAUCAAAAUGGCACAGCCUCCCUUGCAACAUCAAGCUAUUCAACUGGUUUUUUGCAUGUGCAGAAAGAAUCCAAGCACCAUUUCUUUUGUGGAGCAUGAUGAUGAGUGUUUGAAAGUGCUACUGCAUGGAAUAAAAAAUGAGGUAUUUGAGGGAAGCGUUCAAGCAGCUGCAACAGGAAUUUUGUCAUACAUUCGGCUAUCUGAAAAUGACUUGAAUAAGCUGAUGGCAACCGAGAAUCUGCUGCCAGCAUUAGUUAAGAUUGUGUGUGGGGAAAACAGGGAAGGACAAGCUAAUGCCCUGGGAUUUCUAGUGAGGUUAACUGAUUCAUUUGACAUCCAAACGCAACGGUUGUUGAUUCAGUUGUGUCCUAUUUUAUGUCUGAAACAAGUGCUAAGGUCUGGAACUGCAGAAGCCAAAAUUUUAUCAUGCAAGUUCCUGGAAAACAUAUCUAAAAGCACAGCCAAACUAAAUAGAGAAACUCAUAGGUGGAGUUUCAAUUUAUCCAGAAAAACUUCUGUAACCUGCAAGCUACACAAAGGAAGAUGUAGUUCAAAGGAUUGCAUUGUUGAGGCUGGAGUGGUUCCGGAUAUUGUGGAGAUGCUGAAGGAUCAAAAUCCAGAAGUUGCUUUAGCGGGGUUAAAGGCUUUGUAUUUAUUAAUAGUAGAGGAAAGCAUGCCAGAGCAUGGCGUACAAAUCUUGGAUAAGUGCAAAGCCAUUGAUAAUUUGUUUCCAUUGAUUCAGUCUAACUCUCAUGCCUGCUCUGAGAAAUGUAUUGAUCUAUUUGAAUUGAUUCUGAGGCAUUCAGGCAUGAAAAAUAUGUAUGGGAAAAUGGUCAAGAUGUCUUUGACAGCUCUUUGCACUAGCAGGGUAUCAUCAUUGCAACAAAAAGCUGUUAGGCUUUUUAGACAAUUGGAAGAGGUUGUGCCAUAAUUUAAAAUAUAGACUGUGAAAUGUGGAAAUUUAUUGAGAUGGCACAUUUUUAAUAUAAAAAUAUAUUGCAAGGCCCAGUGAAGAUUUGUUCUCAUUGUUUGGGAUAAGGGGUGCAUUCAGACAAAAUGUUUUCUUAGUUGCACAAGGGCUGAGGAAAUUGGCAGAAUAAUACAGAUAAGAGAUCAUUCUAUUCCUGACGGUGUUGUCUCUACUAUUAUCAAACUUGGAAGCAUUUGCAGAGUAUAUGGGGAUAUUUAAUGGCUAAGUCCCAGAUUGGGAUGGAUAGACUACAGAAUGCUGUAUCACUGAUCAAGUUGGAAUCCAUUGUAUAUGCGCUUAACUGCUAGCAUCCUGAUUGUAGCAGGGAUUAUAUCGAAAAAACUUCACUUAAAAACAUUCAAGAGCUCUGGGAUCAGGAAUCCUAGAAGAUGUAUCAAUUUACUGUAGUCUUUAAGGAUCUAUCACGUUCAAGACAGUGUUCUUGAUUUGUCAUAUAGCAGUAUGUUCUGCUGCUUCUGUUGUAUAGUAUUCUGUAAGUUUGGGCUUUCAGUUUACACGUGUAUACUGCACCGUAAUUUUAUGUGGAAAAUAACUUUUUUUCCAAAUACUUUUGCCGUUUCAAUCUGUUCACCUUUUUUAGCUGGAAGUUAGAGCUGGCAAUUUGGAUUUUGUUACAGAAUUGAGGUUGGGAAAAGAGACUGGCUUAGGGCCAACAUGUACAUUGCCUAUUUGCGCGUAUGGCAAGUUUAUAACUCUACAGCCUUUGAAUACAUUGCAGUUUGAAGCAUGUAUUGCUUUAGCCUUUAGUAUCCAUCGAAAUUUAAAUGGAGUACAUUAGGCAGAUACUUAAUAGAUAGAGGAAAAAUCUUCAUCCUGCGGAAGUAUUUGUUAUGAAAUUCUAGUUUGAAGGGUCUAUGUGGCCUGUUCAUUAUAAUUGCUAUGAACAAAUGUAAUUAUAGCGAGUAGAUUGAUAAUUAUAACAUGUUUAAUA